AUGUUCCCAUUGACAUUUUCUUUGGUUUAUUCUCUAAAAUUUUCACUGGAUUUCUUUGCUCAAAAUAUUUCUUUGAUCAUUUCAGUUAUUAUUUCGACGUAUCACUUCUGUUUUUCCUCUGAGCCACCAUUCAGUUAUCUUUCCUCAGAUUCUUUCUUUUCGUUCAUUUUUCUUUCUUUUUUCUUCCUUCCUUCCUUUUAUCUAUCUUUUCUUUUUUUUUUCUUCUUCUCCUUUUUCUUUCUUUCUGCAGUUUUUUCUUUCUCUUUUUCUUCCAAUUUUCCUUCUCUUAGUAUUUUUAUAUUCUUUAUAUGGUUGUUCGAUUUCCUUUCUCUCUUUCUUUCUUUCUUUCUUUCUUUCUUUCUUUCUUUCUUUCUUCCUUUCUUUCUUUCUUUUAUUCCUUUAGCCUACUCUUUUAUUUACAAGAAUCUGAAAUGUCUAAAUUCUUCCUUCCUUCCUUCCUUCCUUCCUUCCUACCUUUUUUUUUUCUUUCUACUGCUUGUCUUUGUUUUCCAAUUACUUUUUUUCAGUACUUUUUUCUUUCUUCAUAUGUUUGUUCUCUUUUUCUUGCUUGCUUGCUUUUUUUCAGUUAUUCAUUCGACUGACCGUUUUUCUUUUUAUCUCCGUCUUCGCUCGUUUCUUCCUUUCUUUCUUUCUUUCUUUCUUUCUUUAACUCAUUUAUUCAUUCAACCUAUUGUUGUUCUUCUUUUUCCGAUUUACCUUUCAUCCGCCAACUUCUAG
Messenger RNA from Acanthosepion pharaonis, 738 nucleotides. The record is from the annotation of a GenBank genome assembly. Lineage: Eukaryota; Metazoa; Mollusca; Cephalopoda; Sepiida; Sepiidae.